Closterium sp. Yama58-4 is the source of this 2217-nucleotide messenger RNA. The record is from the annotation of a GenBank genome assembly. Lineage: Eukaryota; Viridiplantae; Streptophyta; Zygnematophyceae; Desmidiales; Closteriaceae.
AUGGUGGACCAGCAGCUAGGGGAGCAGCAGACAGGGGAGCCGCAGACAGGGGAGCAGGAGCUGUGGGGAAUCAGAGAUGGUGGUCGUGUGUUGGCUUCUGGGACGAUCACUGCGCCACUGCGUCGCUCCACUCGCAUCACCCGUGGUAUCCCGCCUCUUAACUUCGAUACAAGCUGUCUCGAUACAGGAUGGCGUCGCAAGAAGCUAAACGCGUCGUGCGAUCCAUGGCCGUACUUAUUCCCGUGGCGCGCGCUGGAACCUGGGGAAACAAUCUUAAGCGACGAGUUCUUAGCCACCGCGUCUGGCGGCGGAAACCGCGGACCACUGCUUGCGCUGGCGGGCGCGACGCUGGCGGAAGCUGCGGUCGCGACAGCAGGAGGAGCGGCGUCGCCUGCUGACGUGUCAAUAGCGAACGGGGUCACGGGAGUCACGGACACCCUGCUAGCAGCUGAUGGGUCCCGCUUUGUACGGCUGACUUCCGCCUUUUCCGCGUCGCCUAGUAGCAACGACAGUUCCGGUGGUAGCAAUAGCAGUAGCGCGUUUGACGGCCCAGGCGUAUCGCAAGCGCUGUGCGCAAUCAAACCCGUGGCGCCGACGAGCAACGUGUCGCAGCAGGCGCAGCAGCAGCAGUCCCCGCGCCUGCUGUCGCUCUCGUUCGUUGCGCGCGCCAGCCUGUGCGCGGAGGGGGAAGGUGGCGCGGAAGGGGAGGCGGAGCGGCUGUUGAAGGUGCUGCUGAUGGCAGUUCCGCUGAACGCUUCCGCCGCCUCCGCGGCAGGGGGAGCGGCAGCAGCUGGGGAAGGGGCGGGGGAAGGAGGCGCGGGGGAGCAGGUGGGGGGGGAGUGGCGGGUGGGCGUGCCAUGCGGGGGGAGCAUUGCGAGUUUGUCCGGCGCCUUGCCUUGGCUGGCGAGAGCAGCAGGAGCAGGAGCAGGGGCAGCAGCAGCAGCAGGGGCAGCAGCAGCAGCCGCACCCGCAGUGCAAGCAGCUGGCGGGAUUGCAGCAGGGGAUGCGUCGCCUGUAUCGCAAACUGAGACAGCAGCAGUGGAGGGUGUGGUGGGGGAACGACCGACGGCAGCAGCACCGACCGUGCAAGCAGCUUGUGCAGCGACCGCAACAGCAGCAGCGGGGGAUGUGGUAGCUAGGCCGGCAGCAGCAGCAUCCACUGUCGCUGCGAGUACGGGAGGAGGAGGAGACGCGGGAGUGAACGCGAGAGUGGAGGCGACGAUGGUGAAGGGAGAGGGGGUGGCAUCGGAAGCGGGGACCACGGCUAUGGACCUUGUGUCUGUCAUUCCUGCUGGCACCGACCCUUCCCCGCUCAAGUCCUUCUCUCACUGGCCGCUCUCCUGCGCCCACCCGCUCCUCACAGCCGGCUCAGCUCGCCGCAACCGUGCCUCCCUGGCCCUCACCUCGCUCUCCGACCUCAACUCUGCUGCUCUCGCACUGCACCCCGCCCCCUUCGCCCUGCUCGCCCCCGCCACGCCCGCCUCCCCCUGCCGCCCCUUCUCCUUCUCCACCUCCUUCGCCUUCCGCAUCUCCUCCCCCAACGCUGCCGGGCUGGGCGGCGAGGGCUGCGCGUUUGUGAUGCUGCCGUCUCCCACGCUCGGCCUGCCGGGGCCCUCCCUGGGCUACGGCCGCGUGCUGCUGCCACCCGGUAGCACGACCGGUGCUGAUAAUUUUAGUGACGUGUCAUCUCAGGUUCGUGUCAUCUCAAGUACGUGUCAUCUCAGUUACGUGUCUUCUGAGGUACGUACGUGUCACCUCAGGUACGUGUCAUGUCAUCUCAGCUACGUGUCAUCUCUCGCUGUCCGUCUCUUGUCUGCGGGCUUCUUUAUCGCGUCUCCUCCGCCUGACUUACUUUGUUUAUCUUGUAUUUCUCACUCUCCUACUCUGCCGCACUGCUGUUUUGCUUAUUUGCUGCUACUCCCCCCCUCCCACACGCGCUAUCCACAGCAGCAGCGGAGCCUGGCAGUGGAAUUCGACACGUCCUAUUCUCCCGAGUUCUUCGACCGCCCCGACCACCACGUGGGGGUGAACCUGCACGGCAGCAUGCUCUCUCUCGCCUCUGCCUCCGUGCACCCCGUCGGCAUUCCCUCCCUCAACGCUGGCAGCAGCGCCCCCCCCGCCGCUGUUUGUGGGAUUCACAGCAGCCACGGGCAAGGGGGCGGAGCAGGCUCAGGCGCACGAGGUGCUGGGGUGGACGUUCCAAAUGGGGGAGGGUGA